AGUGCUUCCUUCAGAGGGAAGCAGAACGCCUCCAGAGCUAGGGUGUAAGAACAUCUAGUGAGUGUCUUUUUACACUGACACUAAAGUGAGGGGGGAAAGGGAACAGCAGGGUAACCAUAACUCACUUGGACUUGUAUCGAAGAGUAAUCAGAUGCAAUGGAUUGGCUCCCCUUCAGAACAACUGCUGUUCUAUUCAUUUUAAUGGUAUUCUUGGAUUUCAGCAUUGGAUUUCAUGUAGAGGUGAAAGAAUGGAAUGAAAAUGGUGUGGCGCGAUGGAAAUCCUUCAGAAGACAAAAACGGGAAUGGAUUAAAUUUGCUGCAAAUUGUAGGGAAGGAGAAGAUAAUUCAAGGAAGAAUCCAAUUGCCAAAAUUCGAUCAGAUUGUGAAGAAAACCUUCCAAUUAUAUACAGCAUCUCUGGAAUAGGGAUUGAUCAGCCACCUUAUGGGAUCUUUGUUAUUAAUUCAAAAACUGGAGAAAUUAAUAUAACAUCAAUAGUUGAUCGAGAGGUGACAUCAGAAUUUGUUAUUCGCUGCUUUGCUAAACAUGCACUUACUCAUAGAGAUUUAGAACCGCCUCUUGACCUUCGAGUCAGAGUUCUGGAUAUAAAUGACAAUGCGCCGAUAUUUUCACAAGCAACGUAUAUGGGAUCUAUUGAAGAAUGCUCUAUGGAGAAUACUCUGGUGAUGAAAAUAGUUGCCACGGAUGCAGAUGAGCCAAAUAACUUGAAUUCCAAAAUUGCCUACAAGAUAGAGAGUCAGGAACCUGCAGGUGCAUCAAUGUUUAUUCUAAAUAAACAUACUGGAGAAGUUCACAUAGCAAAUUUUCUUGACAGAGAGCAACAUAGCAGCUAUUCCCUUGUUGUGAAAGCCUCAGACCGCGAUGGAGCUGCAGAUGGAAUCUCCUCCCUUUGUAGUUGUACUAUUCAAGUUAUUGAUGUCAAUGAUAAUUUCCCAGUUCUUUCACAGAGUUCAUAUUCAGCAACUAUUGUGGAAAAUUCACUCAGUUCAGAACUGCUACGGAUACAAGUUCUGGAUGCUGAUGAACAGUAUUCGGACAAUUGGUUGGCAGAAUUUUUCUUUAUAUCUGGCAAUGAAGACAACUGCUUUGAAUUCGUAACAGAUCCAGCAACUAAUGAGGGUAUUCUGAGGGUUAUUAAGCCGCUGAAUUAUGAAUACUUGCAAAGUUAUCCACUGAGUUUUGGUGUUAGAAACAAAGCUGCAUUCCACCAUUCAGUUGCUUCUCAGUAUCAAAUUAGUGGAACACCCCUAAUGAUAAAUGUAAAAAAUGUGGUCGAACCACCAUACUUUAGUCCAUCUUCAAUGAGCUUUUUUCUGCCAAGAAGCUUAUCAACAGCUGCCAUGUUAAAUUACAUUAUUGGAGCAUAUACAGCCACUGAUGAGGAAACUAGAAAAAUUGCAACAAAUGUCAGAUAUCGGAUUGGACAUGAUCCAGCUGCCUGGUUCAGAGUCAGCCCCACAACUGGUGAAAUCUUUUUGAACAAAAUUAUUGAUCGGGAGUCAUCCUAUGUAGUCAAUGGGUUAUACAGAGCAAAGUUGCUGGCUAUUACAAGAGAUGUUCCUGCAAAAACUUCCACUGGUACCAUUGUGCUUGUAGUUGAUGAUUCCAAUUAUUACUGUCCAACUCUUAGUACUGAAAUGAGAAAAGUAUGUAUGAGUUCUCCAAGAGUUAUUAUCACAGCAAAAGAUCUGGAUGGUGAUACAUAUAGUCCUCCCUUUACAUUUAUCAUAGCUAAUCAGCCUGCAAGAAGUUCAUGGAGUAUUAGACCAAUAGAUGGUUACUCUGCAGAACUGAGCACUCAAAAUAUCGAGUUUUUCAUUUAUGAGGUCUAUGUCCAUAUGAUAGAUAACCAAGGCAGAAGAUGUCAACGACCACAGAGAAUUCUUUUGCAAGCCUGUCUUUGUGAUAGCCGCCUAAUAUGUACUAAUGGUGCUACACAACGAAAUGUUACCAAUGACAUGCCGGAUGUGACGAUUGAUGAUGAUCUGAUCACUGUUGUUAGUAGUACUGUUACACCUGUUGAACCUUAUUCUGAUUAUACUGAUGUUUAUGGAGAUCCUAAUUUUGGAGUCCGGCAGGGUGGAAUAACUACACUUGGUGGUGCUGCUAUUGCUCUGAUGUUUCUUGGAGGCUUAAUAUUUGUGUUGUUUCCAAUUUUGAUGGCAAUGAGUGACUGUUGUGGUUAUGGAGCCAGACCUGUAGGUGGCGUUGGGGCUGGAUUUGAGCCUGUACCCGAAUGCACAGAAGGAGCAAUUCAUUCAUGGGGAAUAGAAGGAGCACAUCCUGAAGACAUGGCUAUCACAGGCAUCAGUGCAUCAAAAUCAGUUGCCACUGCAGGUGACUUUGUUGACCCCUCUGACAUUUAUACAAAUACAUAUGGAGGAGGAGCAGUGGUAACUUCAGGACUUGAAGAAACUACAGGGCUCGGAACAGCUGUAGGUUAUGGAACAACUAACAGCUAUGGGGCAGCUACUGCCUAUGGAACAAUGGGGAAAAAAGAGUCAAUUGGAGGGACAUUAAGAGAGUAUAGAGAAGGAGGAGUGAAUAUGGCUUUCUUAGACAGCUACUUCUCGGAGAAAGCAUUUGCCUAUGCAGAUGAAGAUGAAGGCCGACCAGCAAAUGAUUGUCUACUAAUAUAUGAUCAUGAAGGAAUAGGUACUCCUGUUGGUUCCAUUGGCUGCUGCAGUUUUAUUGGAGAAGAUAUCGAUGACACCUAUUUAGAUACGUUAGGACCAAAAUUUAAGACCUUGGCAGAAAUCUGUUUAGGCAAAGUCAUCGAACCCAUUCCAGGUGUUAGUGCUACCUUUCCCAAUAUCGAAAGUGAUCUAAAGCUGCCACCACCUGGAACUACGAUCAUCGUUAAUGAAUCUUCAUCUAUGCCUCCCCCUGUUGGUAGUACAACAAUUGUUACCGAAAACACUUACACAUCUGGUUCUACCCUACAGCCUGCAAGGCCUAUACCUGAUCCUUUGCUCCAUGGUAAUGUAAUGGUGACUGAGACCUACACAUCCGGCUCAACUUUUCAACCACCCACACUUAGUGUCGAUCCUCUCCGUGCAUCAAAUGUUGUUGUAACAGAAAGGGUGCUUGCUCCUGCCUCUGAUUUGCGUGGCAUUCUAGAUAUUCCUGAUCUAACAGAUGGGGCAAAUGUUGUAGUCACAGAAAGGGUAAUUGCACCUGGUUCAAGGCUACCCCCUUCUUUGAGUAUUCCUGAUCUAGCAGAUGCAUCAAAUGUAGUGGUGACAGAACGGGUGAUUAGACCUGCCUCCGGUCUGCCAGGCAAUUUAACUAUUCCUUCUGAGCUAUCAAAUGCACAUAAUGUAGUUGUUACAGAGAGAGUAGUGUCUGGCCCUGGAAUGGGGGGAAUGGGUGGCAUGGGGGGCGUGAGCAGCAUGGGGGGCGUGAGCGGCAUGGGGGGCAUGAGUGGCAUGGGGGGCAUGAGCAGCAUGACUGGUCAAAUGCUUAGCGCUGACACUCAUCUUAGCCAGACAGUUGGGUCCGUCUCCCCUGGUACAUCUCGAAGACGGGUAACAAAAUACAGCACAAUACAGUAUGCUAAUCAGUAAGGCUUCUAUCAGUACAUUUUUCUGCAGAGAUCAUGAUUUACAUUGAAAUUUUUAACUCUUACUAAAUAUACCAAAGUAUAUUUUUAUUAUUUAUAACUAGCAAAUAGUACUAAAAUUCCUGUGAUUCUUGUCUGAGUAAGAAUCUCGUAAAGUUAUCCAGUUUCAAAGUGAAACACAGAAACAUUGUCAAUGGGGGAAAGUUCAGGUAAGCAACUUUAAAUAUUUUCUUUUAUUAUUACAAAUGCAGUGCUAAAAACAGAUGGUGAUUCCUCUUCCAUAACGUGGCUUUUUGCAUAUUGCCAGUGUUAAGAGUGAGAGCAUUGUUCAUUCAAAAUAUUACCCUCCUAAUAUACAUUAGUCAGCUUGCUCUCUGUUUCUCUGCCAUAUUUCUCAGGCAAUAUGAAAAUGGAACAGCACUGGAGCGGUGUUGAAAUAUUUAGGAUCAAUUUGAACAGUUCAUUUGGCUCAGGACUAACCGACUUACGCAGAGUCUAUCCAGAGCAAAAAUUUCAUUUUGGAAAUCCAUUUCCAAUACUUACUCUGGUAAGGUAAAAUGAGCUUAAAAUUGGUCCAGGAGAAAGAGCUUAGUAUCAGAAUGUGUCAGUGAGAAGGGUUGACUGUAUGUGUAUAGUAUUGAGCUGCAUGAAUUUCACAUGGUGCCCAUGCUGAGAUAUUUUAUCCUAUUAUGACCUGUCGUGAUAUCGUUGGCCUUUAUUUAAAUUGGGAUUAAAGGCCUUUGACUGAUUAACUGUCCCCCUUCCGCUUCCAAAUGUGGUGUGGCAAUAGUGCAGUGCUGUCUCGGGAAAGGGUCAUUGUUAUGAGUUGUCAACACAAUGUUUAACUAAUCACUUUCAAAUGCAUCGAAUUUACAUUGCAUGUUGUCACUAUAUGUUUUACAAAAAGUUACUUAUCAAAAGUUAUUCCCUUGCCACUAACAUAAUACAAUGUAUAGAAACAGUUACAAGCAUAAAAAUACAGUAUAUUCUCAUUACUCACCACACG
Messenger RNA from Trachemys scripta elegans, 4587 nucleotides. Its product is annotated as desmoglein-1-gamma-like. Gene Ontology annotation, cellular component: desmosome; plasma membrane. Bases 157 to 3585 code for a protein of 1142 amino acids. The record is from RefSeq and is a predicted model, not a curated record. Gene Ontology annotation, molecular function: calcium ion binding. The transcript has 16 exons. Gene Ontology annotation, biological process: homophilic cell-cell adhesion. Lineage: Eukaryota; Metazoa; Chordata; Testudines; Emydidae.